Colletotrichum graminicola M1.001 is the source of this 804-nucleotide messenger RNA. RefSeq lists its product as uncharacterized. Lineage: Eukaryota; Fungi; Ascomycota; Sordariomycetes; Glomerellales; Glomerellaceae. The record is from RefSeq and is a predicted model, not a curated record. The coding region runs from base 1 to 804 and encodes 267 amino acids. The transcript has a single exon.
AUGCUGACCUGGGUACCUACGCACGACAGAGUCCGGCGAGAGGACCUCGAUGACUCCUCCGAGGACGAGGCAUCGGGCCAUGACGAGCAGCAGGAUGCGGAGCUCCUGGCCAAGCUCCACGCCCGCAUGGCGGGGAUGCUUGACCUGAGCGGCAUCGACCAGGCGCCUGCCAUGGCCGCCGCGGAGGAGGACGCGGUGAUGGCUGAAGACCCGGGCCGCGACACCCAGCAUGACGACGGCCCGGAAGAGUUCGAGUUCCGGCUGUUCACGACGACGGACCCGGCGACCAAGAUCGCGCUGGUCGACGAGGACGAGCGCGCGCUGUUGGGCGACGGCGCCAUGCUGCGCGGGCGGCCGCUGUCGUACUACAUCGCGGGCGAGCCGACGCCCGAGGCCAGGGCGGAGAUGGCGUUCGCGGCGGUGUCGGGCGACGAGGUGCUCGCGCGCGCGCGGCAGCGGUGGUGGGGGAUGGAGAUGCCGUGGCGGGUGACGCGGGUCCCCGGCGCUUCGGGGACGGCGGCGGCGGCGGCGGCGGGAGAGGAGGAGACGGCGGCGGCGCGGAGGAGGCGGCCAGGGAAGAAGAAGCGUGUCGCGCUACGGCUCCGGGAGCGCGAGAGGAAGAAGAAGGCCGAGGAGCAGGAGAAGGCCAAGAUGAGCAAGGAGGAGGCGCUCAAGGAAAAGAAGAAGCGGCUCAACCGGCUGAAGAAGCUGCGGAAGCGGGCCAAGGCCAAGGAAGGGAAAAAGGGGGACGGCGAGGGCGAGGACGACGAGUCCGGGUCCGGGUCCGACGGGGGCGACGAGUGA